This is a messenger RNA of Thelazia callipaeda (thelaziosis nematode), 231 nucleotides long. NCBI's taxonomy places the organism in Eukaryota, Metazoa, Nematoda, Chromadorea, Rhabditida, Thelaziidae. The record is from the annotation of a GenBank genome assembly.
AUGACAGAAGUUACUUCCGUAGAUUCUUCCGUAAGUAAACCAGAGAAUUCGUAUCAUGAAGUUCGAAGAGCAAUUAGCCAAUUUAUUGAAUUUGGCAUUUUGCACUUUGGUGUGAGUAUUUUGAUAUUCACAGUACAAUUUAAAUUAAUCUAUGAUCUUUUGAGAUGCAAGGUCAGGCUGAAAUUUUACUUGGUAUCAGCUGAUCGGGAUCUUUUAUUACUUCAAUACUAG